Molecule: messenger RNA, 1126 nt
Organism: Protobothrops mucrosquamatus (brown spotted pit viper)
Lineage: Eukaryota; Metazoa; Chordata; Lepidosauria; Squamata; Viperidae
Product: D-threo-3-hydroxyaspartate dehydratase-like
Exons: 7
Coding region: 1-1116 (371 amino acids)
Biological process (GO): D-serine catabolic process
Molecular function (GO): D-serine ammonia-lyase activity
Source: RefSeq, a predicted model, not a curated record
AUGUGGGAAGGACGGCCUGUGGCGGAAUUGCCGACUCCGGCCUUUACGGUGGAUCUCGACGUAGCCUCGAGGAAUGCGCAGCGCAUGCAGGAGCGUUGCCAAGCGCUGGGGGUGGCCCUCAGGCCCCACAUGAAGACCCACAAGACGCUGGAAGGCGGGCACCUCAUGACGGGGGGCUCCCUGCGGAGAAUUGUGGUCUCCACGCUGGCCGAGGCCCGCUAUUUUGCCGACGGCGGCUUCGACGACAUCCUCUAUGCUUACCCGCUGCCCUUCGACAAGGUGGACGAUUGUGCCGCCCUGGCCGAGAAGCUGGACGCCUUCCAGGUGUUGGUGGACAGUCCACAAGCCCUGGACCGGCUGAAAAGGAGGCCUCUGCGGACGGGCCGGCCCUGGAAAGUGUGGUUGAAGAUUGACUGCGACAACGCACGAGCCGGUGUGAAAGCCUCGGAUCCCGCCGCUCUGCGUCUCGCCAAGGCUGUCUCCGAAGGCACGACGGAGCUGGUGGGCAUCUACGCCCAUUGUGGCAACUCGUACGGCUGCCAGGGGGUGUCGGAAACCCAGUCGGUCGCCCAGAGGACCACGGAGAUGACCCUGAACUUUAUGGAGCAGCUCCGGGAAGCCGGGGUGCCCUGCCUGAAGUCCAGCAUCGGCUCCACGCCCUCCUGCAGCCACCCGGUGCCCAUCAUGGCCAAACUCAGCGAAGUUCACCCGGGAAAUUAUAUUUUUUAUGAUGUCCAGCAGAUGCUGAUUGGCUCCUGCCAGCUGGAGGACGUGGCCGUCCGGGUCUGGACGCGAGUGAUCGGUCACUACCCUCAUCGGAACCAGCUGUUGGUGGACUGCGGCUGGACCGGCUUAAGUCUGCAUAGCCUGGGCCAGCUCCCGACAGGCUUUGCCCUGGUGGACGGACACCCGGACCUCAAAUUGGUGGGGAUGACCCAGGAGCACGGAAAAAUCGAACCCAUGACCGGGAAGCUGGAUUUUGCCAAGUUCCCUCUGGGCAGCCUCCUUGCUCUGAUUCCUUAUCACGCGUGUGCCACGGCCGCAAUGCACCCCAUCUUCUUCGUCCAUAGUGGGGGCCGAGUUGUGGAGACAUGGAAGCCGGUGCGAGGCUGGUAAAAAGACAAGA